Messenger RNA from Ilyonectria robusta, 429 nucleotides. RefSeq lists its product as uncharacterized. NCBI's taxonomy places the organism in Eukaryota, Fungi, Ascomycota, Sordariomycetes, Hypocreales, Nectriaceae. The transcript has 2 exons. The coding region runs from base 1 to 429 and encodes 142 amino acids. The record is from RefSeq and is a predicted model, not a curated record.
AUGGCCACCGACGAGUCAGAUCUCCCCUCCAAGUCCGUGCUGGACCGUCUUAAUGACUGGGGCACCGCAUCACUCCCGCCCUCCCUCCUCGCCACCCUCAUCCUCGCCCUGCAUGGCCGUCCCAUGCAGGCCCUCCCGCUCUUCACCUUCACGCCCGCGCUGCUGUUCUCCUCCUAUCUUAAUCUCUCGGGCUAUCCCACCGGUAGCGCCGGGAUGACGGCCGCGUGGUCCGGCCUUUACGCCCUGCUGGCCCUCCGUCGCCGCCAGCCUAUGCGUGCCAAGUUGUCCAUCCGCGGAGUUGUCCGCGGAACGGCAAUCGGCCUCGGAACGGCCAACUGCAUCGCCGGAGGCUGGGUGUACUUUAACGGUGAUUUCAACAAGGACGCCGAGGAGCGUGUUGACCGUAACCGCUGGGGAAACUAUGAUUGA